This is a messenger RNA of Manis javanica (Malayan pangolin), 7595 nucleotides long. The record is from RefSeq and is a predicted model, not a curated record. NCBI's taxonomy places the organism in Eukaryota, Metazoa, Chordata, Mammalia, Pholidota, Manidae.
CGCGACGUGAGCGCGCGACCUCCGGCGCCAUUUUGUAGAGAAACAAGCGGAGUUAACCGAAGAGGGGUUUGAAGAGAGCCGGCGUCGAGGACCCAAGAGUUUCCCGUGUCCAGCACUGCCGGAGCCGCCUGAGGUGCCAUGUUUCAGAACACAGUAAGGUCCCUGGUAAAGAAGAACUGAAGAUACUAUACAGAUACUAGAUAUAGGCCAAUUACAAAGAAAGCAUUAACCUGCCUCUGAGGUGACUAAAGGGGAAUAAUGGUGAUUUUGCGCCGGGCUCGGCCGCCUGCUUCCGCCCCAACCAGCAAUGAAUCUUGACUCGCUCUCGCUGGCCUUGUCUCAAAUCAGCUACCUGGUGGACAAUUUAACCAAGAAAAACUACCGAGCCAGCCAGCAGGAAAUACAGCAUAUUGUGAAUCGGCACGGUCCUGAGGCAGAUAGGCAUUUAUUACGCUGCCUAUUUUCACAUGUGGAUUUCAGUGGCGAUGGUAAAAGCAGUGGCAAAGAUUUUCAUCAGACUCAGUUUCUGAUUCAGGAGUGUGCGUCGCUGAUUACGAAGCCAAAUUUUAUCUCGACGCUGUCCUAUGCUAUUGAUAAUCCAUUGCACUAUCAGAAGAGUUUGAAGCCUGCACCCCACUUAUUUGCCCAGCUGAGUAAAGUUCUCAAGUUAAGCAAAGUACAAGAGGUCAUUUUUGGCCUUGCCCUCUUGAAUUCUUCCAGCUCAGAUCUCAGAGGUUUUGCUGCCCAGUUUAUCAAACAGAAGCUUCCAGAUCUUCUGCGUUCUUACAUUGACGCAGACGUCAGUGGAAAUCAAGAAGGUGGCUUCCAAGAUAUAGCAAUAGAGGUCUUACAUCUCCUCCUCUCCCAUCUCCUCUUUGGGCAGAAGGGAGCAUUUGGAGUUGGACAGGAACAGAUAGACGCUUUUCUUAAUACGCUGCGCAGAGCAUUUCUUAACCUUGAUAUUGAGGGUGGUAGCAUUUUUCUGAAGUUUAAUUUCUGUUUCAGUAUUGAAGAAUGUCGCAAUAUAAUCAUGCAAUUUGGUGUUCGGGAGGUCACAGCUGCCCAGGUUGCAAGAGUUUUGGGAAUGAUGGCACGAACUCAUUCAGGAUUAACAGAUGGAAUUCCAUUACAGAGUAUCUCUGCUCCUGGCAGUGGGAUCUGGAGUGAUGGAAAAGAUAAAAGUGAUGGAGCACAGGCACACACAUGGAAUGUAGAAGUCUUGAUUGAUGUUCUCAAAGAACUAAACCCGAGUUUGAAUUUUAAGGAAGUAACUUACGAACUAGACCAUCCUGGGUUUCAAAUUCGUGACAGUAAAGGACUUCAUAAUGUGGUUUAUGGCAUUCAGAGGGGUCUGGGUAUGGAAGUGUUCCCAGUAGAUCUCAUAUAUAGACCUUGGAAACAUGCAGAAGGCCAGCUCUCCUUCAUUCAGCAUUCCCUUAUAAACCCAGAGAUCUUCUGUUUUGCUGACUAUCCCUGUCAUACUGUUGCCACUGAUAUUUUGAAAGCACCACCAGAGGAUGACAAUCGAGAAAUUGCCACAUGGAAGAGCUUGGAUUUGAUUGAGUCUUUGCUUAGGCUUGCAGAGGUGGGGCAGUACGAGCAAGUCAAACAGCUCUUCAGCUUCCCUAUCAAACAUUGUCCAGAUAUGCUGGUAUUGGCCUUACUACAAAUCAACACCUCUUGGCACACCUUGCGCCAUGAACUCAUCUCCACCCUGAUGCCAAUUUUCCUUGGAAACCAUCCUAACUCUGCUAUUAUUUUGCACUAUGCAUGGCAUGGGCAGGGACAGUCACCCUCAAUCCGCCAACUUAUCAUGCAUGCGAUGGCAGAAUGGUACAUGCGAGGGGAGCAGUAUGACCAGGCCAAAUUGUCUCGAAUACUUGAUGUUGCCCAGGACUUGAAGGCCUUGUCAAUGCUGCUAAAUGGUACUCCAUUUGCCUUUGUUAUUGACCUUGCUGCACUUGCUUCACGUCGUGAAUACCUCAAACUUGACAAAUGGCUCACAGAUAAGAUUCGAGAGCAUGGAGAGCCUUUUAUCCAGGCAUGUAUGACUUUUUUAAAGAGACGGUGCCCUUCUAUUUUGGGUGGACUUGCCCCAGAGAAAGAUCAGCCCAAAAGCGCUCAACUUCCUCCAGAAACUCUGGCAACAAUGUUGGCCUGUUUACAAGCUUGUGCAGGGAGUGUUUCUCAGGAGUUAUCAGAAACCAUCCUCACUAUGGUAGCCAACUGCAGUAAUGUUAUGAACAAGGCCAGACAACCACCACCUGGUGUUAUGCCAAAAGGACGCCCUCCUAGUGCUAGCAGCUUAGAUGCCAUUUCUCCUGUUCAGAUUGACCCUCUCGCUGGAAUGGCAUCUCUUAGUAUAGGUGGUUCUGCUGCCCCUCACACCCAGAGUAUGCAGGGUUUUCCUCCAAAUUUGGGUUCUGCAUUCAGUACUCCUCAGUCACCAGCAAAAGCAUUUCCACCGCUUACAACCCCAAAUCAGACUACUGCAUUCAGUGGUAUUGGAGGACUUUCAUCCCAGCUUCCAGUAGGUGGUCUUGGCACAGGCAGUCUGACUGGUAUAGGAACUGGGGCUCUUGGACUCCCUGCAGUGAAUAACGAUCCUUUUGUGCAGAGGAAACUGGGCACCUCUGGACUGAACCAGCCUACAUUCCAGCAGAGUAAGAUGAAACCUUCGGACUUGUCUCAGGUGUGGCCAGAGGCAAAUCAGCACUUUAGUAAAGAGAUAGAUGAUGAAGCAAACAGCUAUUUCCAGAGAAUAUAUAAUCACCCACCACAUCCUACCAUGUCUGUUGAUGAGGUAUUAGAAAUGCUACAGAGGUUUAAAGACUCCACCAUAAAGAGGGAACGAGAAGUAUUUAACUGUAUGCUAAGGAACUUGUUUGAAGAAUACCGGUUUUUUCCCCAGUACCCUGAUAAAGAGUUACAUAUAACAGCCUGCCUGUUUGGUGGGAUAAUUGAAAAAGGACUGGUCACUUACAUGGCACUAGGUCUUGCCCUGCGAUAUGUUCUUGAAGCCUUACGCAAGCCUUUUGGGUCCAAAAUGUAUUAUUUUGGGAUUGCUGCACUAGAUAGAUUUAAAAACAGAUUGAAGGACUAUCCCCAGUAUUGUCAGCACUUGGCUUCUAUCAGUCACUUUAUGCAAUUUCCACAUCAUUUACAGGAGUAUAUCGAGUAUGGACAGCAAUCUAGAGACCCUCCUGUGAAAAUGCAGGGCUCUAUCACAACCCCUGGAAGUAUUGCACUGGCUCAGGCCCAGGCUCAGGCCCAAGUUCCAGCAAAAGCUCCCCUUGCUGGUCAAGUUAGCACUAUGGUAACCACCUCAACAACCACCACUGUUGCUAAAACAGUUACAGUCACCAGGCCAACCGGAGUCAGCUUUAAGAAAGAUGUGCCACCUUCUAUUAAUACUACAAAUAUAGAUACGUUACUUGUGGCUACAGAUCAAACAGAGAGAAUUGUAGAACCCCCAGAAAAUAUUCAAGAGAAAAUUGCUUUUAUCUUCAACAAUCUCUCACAGUCAAAUAUGACACAAAAGGUUGAAGAACUAAAAGAAACUGUGAAGGAAGAAUUUAUGCCUUGGGUUUCACAAUAUCUGGUUAUGAAGAGAGUCAGUAUUGAGCCAAACUUUCACAGCCUAUAUUCAAACUUCCUUGACACUCUGAAGAAUCCUGAAUUCAAUAAGAUGGUUCUGAAUGAGACCUAUAGAAACAUCAAAGUGCUCCUGACCUCUGAUAAAGCUGCAGCCAAUUUCUCAGAUCGUUCUUUGCUGAAGAACUUGGGACAUUGGCUAGGAAUGAUCACACUAGCUAAAAAUAAACCCAUUUUACACACUGACUUGGAUGUAAAAUCUUUGCUGCUAGAGGCUUAUGUUAAAGGACAGCAAGAGUUGCUCUAUGUAGUGCCCUUUGUUGCCAAAGUCUUAGAGUCUAGCAUUCGUAGUGUGAUUUUUAGGCCACCCAAUCCCUGGACAAUGGCAAUUAUGAAUGUAUUAGCAGAGCUACAUCAGGAACAUGAUUUAAAGUUAAACUUGAAGUUUGAGAUUGAGGUCCUCUGCAAGAACCUUGCAUUAGACAUCAAUGAGCUAAAACCUGGAAACCUCUUAAAGGAUAAAGAUCGCCUAAAGAACUUAGAUGAGCAACUCUCUGCUCCAAAGAAAGAUGUUAAGCAGCCGGAAGAACUCCCUCCCAUCACAGCCACAACAACUUCAACAACACCAGCUACCAGUACCACCUGUACAGCCACAGUUCCACCACAGCCACAAUACAGCUACCACGACAUCAAUGUCUACUCCCUUGCAGGCCUGGCACCACACAUUACUUUAAACCCAACAAUUCCGUUGUUUCAGGCCCAUCCGCAGUUGAAGCAGUGUGUGCGCCAAGCAAUUGAACGGGCUGUCCAGGAGCUGGUCCAUCCUGUGGUGGAUCGAUCGAUCAAGAUUGCUAUGACUACUUGUGAGCAAAUAGUCAGAAAGGAUUUUGCCCUGGAUUCUGAGGAAUCUCGAAUGCGAAUAGCAGCUCAUCACAUGAUGCGUAACUUGACAGCUGGAAUGGCUAUGAUUACUUGCAGGGAACCUUUGCUCAUGAGCAUAUCUACUAACCUGAAAAACAGUUUUGCCUCAGCCCUUCGUACUGCAUCCCCACAACAAAGGGAAAUGAUGGAUCAGGCAGCUGCUCAGUUAGCUCAGGACAAUUGUGAAUUAGCUUGCUGUUUUAUUCAGAAGACUGCAGUAGAAAAAGCAGGCCCUGAAAUGGAUAAGAGAUUAGCAACUGAAUUUGAGCUGAGAAAACAUGCUAGGCAAGAAGGGCGCAGGUACUGUGAUCCUGUUGUGUUAACAUACCAAGCUGAGCGGAUGCCAGAGCAAAUCAGACUGAAAGUUGGUGGUGUGGACCCAAAACAGCUUGCUGUUUAUGAAGAGUUUGCACGCAAUGUGCCUGGCUUCCUACCUACAAAUGAUUUAAGUCAGCCCACAGGAUUUUUAGCUCAGCCCAUGAAGCAAGCUUGGGCAACUGAUGAUGUAGCUCAGAUUUAUGAUAAGUGCAUUACAGAACUGGAACAGCACCUACAUGCUAUCCCACCAACUUUGGCCAUGAAUCCUCAAGCUCAGGCUCUUAGAAGUCUUUUGGAGGUUGUGGUAUUAUCUCGAAACUCUCGGGAUGCCAUAGCUGCUCUUGGAUUGCUCCAGAAGGCUGUGGAAGGCUUACUAGAUGCCACAAGUGGUGCUGAUGCUGACCUCCUGCUGCGCUACAGGGAAUGCCACCUCUUGGUCUUGAAAGCUCUUCAAGAUGGCCGGGCUUAUGGGUCUCCAUGGUGUAACAAACAGAUCACAAGGUGCCUAAUUGAAUGUCGGGAUGAAUAUAAAUAUAAUGUGGAGGCAGUGGAACUGCUAAUUCGUAAUCAUUUGGUUAAUAUGCAGCAGUAUGAUCUUCACCUAGCUCAGUCAAUGGAGAAUGGUUUAAACUACAUGGCAGUGGCAUUUGCUAUGCAGUUGGUAAAAAUCUUGCUGGUGGAUGAAAGGAGUGUUGCUCAUGUUACUGAGGCAGAUCUGUUCCACACCAUUGAAACCCUCAUGAGGAUUAAUGCUCAUUCCAGAGGCAAUGCUCCAGAAGGAUUGCCCCAGCUGAUGGAAGUAGUGCGAUCCAACUAUGAAGCAAUGAUUGAUCGUGCUCAUGGAGGCCCCAACUUUAUGAUGCAUUCUGGGAUCUCUCAAGCCUCUGAGUACGAUGAUCCUCCAGGCCUGAGGGAGAAGGCAGAGUAUCUUCUGAGGGAAUGGGUGAACCUCUACCAUUCAGCUGCAGCUGGCCGUGACAGUACCAAAGCUUUCUCUGCGUUUGUUGGACAGAUGCACCAACAAGGAAUCCUGAAGACUGAUGACCUCAUAACAAGGUUCUUUCGUCUGUGUACUGAAAUGUGUGUUGAAAUCAGUUACCGUGCUCAGGCAGAGCAGCAGCACAAUCCUGCUGCUAAUCCUACCAUGAUCCGUGCCAAGUGCUAUCACAACCUGGAUGCCUUUGUCCGACUCAUUGCACUGCUAGUGAAACACUCAGGGGAGGCCACCAAUACUGUCACAAAGAUUAAUCUGCUGAACAAGGUUCUUGGUAUAGUAGUGGGAGUUCUCCUGCAGGAUCAUGAUGUUCGGCAAAGUGAAUUUCAGCAGCUUCCCUACCAUCGAAUUUUUAUCAUGCUGCUCUUGGAACUCAAUGCACCUGAACAUGUAUUGGAAACCAUUAAUUUCCAGACACUUACAGCUUUCUGCAAUACAUUCCACAUCUUGAGGCCUACCAAAGCUCCUGGCUUUGUGUAUGCCUGGCUUGAACUGAUCUCCCAUAGAAUAUUUAUUGCAAGAAUGCUGGCACAUACGCCACAGCAGAAGGGAUGGCCUAUGUAUGCACAGCUACUGAUUGAUUUAUUCAAGUAUUUAGCACCUUUCCUUAGAAAUGUGGAACUCACCAAACCUAUGCAAAUCCUCUACAAGGGUACUCUAAGAGUGCUGCUGGUUCUUUUGCAUGAUUUCCCUGAGUUCCUUUGUGAUUACCAUUAUGGAUUCUGUGAUGUGAUCCCACCUAAUUGUAUCCAGCUAAGAAAUCUGAUCCUGAGUGCCUUCCCAAGAAACAUGAGGCUCCCAGACCCAUUCACUCCUAAUCUGAAGGUGGAUAUGUUGAGUGAAAUAAACAUUGCACCCCGUAUCCUCACCAAUUUUACUGGAGUGAUGCCACCUCAGUUCAAAAAGGAUUUGGAUUCCUAUCUUAAAACUCGGUCACCAGUUACUUUUCUGUCUGAUCUGCGCAGCAACUUACAGGUCUCUAACGAGCCUGGCAAUCGCUAUAACCUCCAGCUCAUCAAUGCACUGGUGCUCUAUGUAGGGACUCAGGCCAUCGCACACAUCCACAACAAGGGCAGCACACCUUCAAUGAGCACGAUCACCCAUUCGGCUCACAUGGACAUCUUCCAGAACCUGGCUGUGGACUUGGACACUGAAGGUCGGUAUCUGUUCUUGAAUGCAAUUGCAAAUCAGCUGCGGUAUCCAAAUAGCCACACUCACUACUUCAGCUGCACCAUGCUAUAUCUUUUUGCAGAGGCCAACACUGAAGCUAUCCAAGAACAGAUCACAAGGGUUCUCUUGGAACGGUUGAUUGUAAAUAGGCCACAUCCUUGGGGUCUUCUUAUUACCUUCAUUGAAUUGAUUAAAAAUCCAGCGUUUAAGUUCUGGAACCAUGAGUUUGUACACUGUGCCCCAGAAAUUGAAAAGUUAUUCCAGUCGGUUGCACAGUGCUGCAUGGGACAGAAGCAGGCUCAGCAAGUAAUGGAAGGGACAGGUGCCAGUUAGAUGGAACUGCAUCUCUGUUGUAAAUGUGUCAGCCUGGAGGUCCCACACCGUACCAAGUUCAUAAACUGGCUGAAGAAUCCUUUCAGCUGUUCCUGACUUUCCCAGCCCUUUGGUUCUUGGGUAUCCGACCCAGUUAAUGUUUGGGUCAGCUUCCUGUGUGGGCACGUUCCAAAGUUUAAAUGCAUUUUUUGACUCUUGGCCAAAAUUUAGAAGAUGCUGUGAAUAUCAUUUUGAACUUGUGUAAAUAUAUGAAAGAGAAAACCUU